This is a messenger RNA of Phoenix dactylifera (date palm), 2079 nucleotides long. RefSeq names its product cytochrome P450 86B1. Gene Ontology annotation, molecular function: oxidoreductase activity, acting on paired donors, with incorporation or reduction of molecular oxygen; heme binding; iron ion binding. Lineage: Eukaryota; Viridiplantae; Streptophyta; Magnoliopsida; Arecales; Arecaceae. The record is from RefSeq and is a predicted model, not a curated record.
UGACCCCCAACCCUCACAACCCGCACCAUGCACUUCUCCUUCACUCCCUCACAUCUCUUCGUUUCAUUCUAACAACACCAUGAACUCCGGCAACCAAACCACCGCCACCCUCUCCAAUGGCCGAAGUGCCUCCACCACCAACCUCGGCUUCCUCUGGCUCUUGCCGGCGGAGAUCCAAGUCCUCGAGCUGCUCCUCGCCCUGUCGAUGUUCGUAACGUUGCAUGCCUUGCGGCAGAGCAAGCGGCAGGGCCUCGCCGUAUGGCCCUUCGUCGGCAUGCUGCCGUCGCUCAUCCUCGGUCUCCGCCACGACAUGUAUGAGUGGAUCACCGGCGUGCUCGACGGGCUCGGCGGCACGUUCAUCUUCCGCGGCCCGUGGUUCACCAACCUCCAGUGCGUCGUCACUGCGGACCCCCGCAACCUGGAGCAUCUCCUCAAGACCAAGUUCUCUAACUUCCCCAAAGGCGGGUACUUCCGGAGCACCGUCCGCGACCUCCUCGGCGACGGCAUCUUCAGCGCCGACGACGAGGUGUGGCGGCGCCAGAGGAAGAUAGCAAGCCUCGAAUUCCACUCCGCCGAGUUCCGGUCCAUGACGGUCCGAUCCCUCUACGAGCUCGUCCACUCGAGACUCCUCCCGGUGCUGGAGUCCGCCCACAACAACCGUACGCCGAUCGACCUCCAGGACCUGCUGCUGCGGCUGACCUUCGACAACGUGUGCAUGAUCGCCUUCGGCGUCGACCCGGGGUGCCUCAGCCCCGGGCUGCCGGAGAUCCCCUUCGCUCGCGCCUUCGAGGAUGCGACCGAGGCCACGAUUAUCCGAUUCGUCACGCCGACCGCCAUAUGGAAGGCUCUGCGCUUCCUCGACCUCGGGAACGAGAGGAGGCUCAAGCGGUCGCUGAAGCGCGUCGACGAGUUCGCCUACGAGGUCAUUCGGACGAGGAAGAAGGAGCUGUCGCUGGAGUCCGGCGACGACAAGAAGCCGGCGAGGUCCGACCUAUUGACCGUCUUCAUGAGGGUCAAGGACGACGACGGGACGGCGUUCUCCGACGGGUUUCUGAGGGAUGUGUGCGUGAAUUUUAUACUCGCCGGAAGGGACACGUCGUCGGUGGCGCUGGCCUGGUUCUUCUGGCUCUUGAACCGGUACCCGGAGGUGGAGGACCGGAUUCUUGGGGAGCUUAGGAAGAUUCUGGAGGAGAGAGGAUAUAACGGCGAGGGGGUCGAAGGAGAGAAGGAUUUGGUGUUCAAGCCGGAGGAGGUGAAGAGGAUGGAGUAUCUACAGGCGGCUCUGUCGGAGGCUCUACGCCUGUAUCCGUCGGUGCCGGUGGAUCACAAGGAGGUUGUAGAGGAUGAUGUAUUUCCUGAUGGUACUGUACUGAAGAAAGGAACGAAGGUUCUGUAUGCCAUCUACUCUAUGGGGAGAAUGGAGAGCAUAUGGGGGACGGACUGCAGGGACUACAAGCCAGAGAGGUGGCUCAGGGAUGGCCGCUUCAUGAGCGAGUCUGCAUACAAAUUUGCUGCCUUCAAUGGCGGACCGAGGCUGUGCCUGGGGAAGGACUUUGCAUACUAUCAGAUGAAGUUUGCCGCAGCUUCCAUCCUCUAUCGAUACCAUGUAAAGGUGGUCGAGAACCACCCAGUGGCCCCCAAGUUGGCGCUAACCAUGUACAUGAAGCACGGCUUGAAGGUGACUCUCUCCAGAAGGAAUGACACCAAGCUUUUAAAAUAGUAAAUAAAUGAGGUGAAGCUUCAAAGGCUUAAAUCAGAAAGCCGUAUUAAGGUUCUACUUUGAUCUGUUUUUAAGAUACAUGGGUAUUGAAUUAGUAGGAUAGAAGAUGUCAUCAUGUGCAAAAGCCUCCCGGUGGGAACUUUUUCUUUUUUGUUUAUUGUUUGAUGUGACGAAACUGAUAUCGUCAAGUUCCAUAGUUUUACGGUAAGGCUUUUCUUUCAGUAUUCUAUACUUUUUUGAAGCCAACCAUAUGUUUUAUGGAUGGCUCCAAUCUACUCUUGUAAACCAAUUGUACCUCAAGUAAAAGCUAUAACGUUUUUAAUGAAUUAUUCAAAGUAAAACCUCAUAUAUUAAAUAAA